CACCCCCCGCGUGGGAUGAGCUGCUUGGCAGGCCCUUUCACAGUGUUGCCCUUCCUCUCCCCCCAGCACGCCCUCCCCGCCAGCGCCUACGCCACCGUCAAAGCCUACGGAAACUUUGAUGCUGAUCGUGAUGCUUUAACCCUCGAAACUGCCAUCAAGACCAAAGGUGUGGACGAGGUGACCAUUGUCAACCUUUUGACAAACCGCAGCAAUGACCAGCGACAGGAUAUCGCUUUCGCCUACCAGAGGAGAACAAAGAAGGAACUGGCCGCUGCUCUGAAAUCCGCCCUCUCCGGCCACUUGGAGGCGGUCAUCUUGGGCCUCCUGAAGACGCCGGCGCAGUACGAUUCUUCUGAGCUGAAGGGGGCCAUGAAGGGCCUGGGGACCGAUGAAGAUACGCUCAUAGAGAUCAUCUGCUCGCGGACAAACCAGGAACUGGCCAUCAUCAACAAAGUCUACAGGGAAAUGUAUAAGACGGAACUGGAAAAAGACAUCAUCUCUGACACGUCCGGGGAUUUCCGCAAGCUGAUGGUCGCUCUGGCCAAGGGGAGGAGAAACGAAGACUGCUCCGUGGUGGAUUACGAGCUGAUUGACCAAGAUGCCCGGGACCUUUACGAUGCCGGCGUCAAGCGGAAGGGCACGGAUGUUCCUAAGUGGAUCAACAUUAUGACCGAGCGGAGCAUCCCCCAUCUCCAGAAAGUGUUUGAAAGGUACAAGAGCUACAGCCCUUACGAUAUGUUGGAGAGCAUCAAGAAGGAGGUGAAAGGAGAUCUUGAAAACGCCUUCAUUAAUCUCGUCCAGUGUAUUCAGAACAAGCAGCUGUACUUUGCUGAUCGACUGUAUGAUUCCAUGAAGGGCAAAGGAACCCGUGACAAGGUCUUAAUCCGAAUCAUGGUUUCUCGAGCUGAGGUUGACAUGUUGAAAAUUAAGAGUGAAUUCAAGAGGAAAUACGGAAAAUCCCUCUAUUACUUUAUCCAGCAAGACACAAAGGGAGACUAUCAGAGGGCGCUCCUGAAUCUCUGCGGGGGAGAAGAUUGAACCCUGCGAUGAGAAUUAAAGGAAAAAGCCCAACCAACCCUUCCUGGCUGGAGAUGGGCUUCCCCCCCCCGCCCCCCCGCCUCUCUUUCCUCUCUCGUUGCAGAACUAGAUGCACUGACACGGCCGCCCGGCUAACGCCGCUUCUGCUUUCUCUGUGCGCAAGGCCAAUCGCGUGGGUCGCUUUUUCGCAGCCGCCUUCCUGCCUCGCUUCUGCCCAAGCAGCUGAUCCCGUGGAAGCCACAAGGCUGGAGCAGCUAACAUUCCAAGGAGAGCGAAGCCGCUGCGAUGCGUUGUGGAAGAUCCUGCCUCUGAUGGGGUCCUUCGAAAGGACAAAUAAAGAAACCCGAGAUUUUUACUUUAAAGGAAA
Messenger RNA from Python bivittatus (Burmese python), 1405 nucleotides. The record is from RefSeq and is a predicted model, not a curated record. NCBI's taxonomy places the organism in Eukaryota, Metazoa, Chordata, Lepidosauria, Squamata, Pythonidae.